AGCGUUUGGCGCGAAAUGACAGCCGCACUUUUUAAUUUACCGCGUUCAAAACGUAAUUAAAACAACAAAUAAACACAAAAAUGGAUUUAAAAGAAAUUAUCAAGUGGUUUAUCCCGUGUUUUCAUAUAUUGCUAUUAAAAAAAGUGAAAAUGUUCGGGCGUUUGACGUUUAUAGUAUUGUUUUUACUUUUUAUAUGGCGACCCGGUUGUGGCGCAAACGCGAACCUUGUUAGUGAUAAUAUUGAUACCAAAAAUGUAGUUAAUAGUUAUUUAGACAGUAAAUAUAACCAAAGUGAUGUUUAUGAUGUUAAAAUGGAUAGAAAUGAAGGGAGAAGUCUGGAUGUGUCAACCGGGCGGACGUUCGGGCGUCCUCUCAAGAAGAUGAUGCAAGCUCUCAUCCCGCUUGCGUUCCAGAUCGGAGCGGCAUCCACGUGGGCAGUGGUCGCUGCUAUAGUCGGCAUCAAAACGUUGCUGGUUGCGCUUGUUAUACUGAAGCUACUGCUCAUGGCUGGCGCUGCUAAGGUGGGAGCACUAUUCGGUCAGAAGACGCACCACGGUCACGGGUGGGAGGCGCCGGCGCAGAAGGAGAUACAUCUGCACAUACACAACGGAGCCCAUCCAGAGAUACAUGAUGGCGCUAUUUCCGCUUGGAACAGGGACAGCACAGGAACGGCAGCGGCUUCAGACAAGAACAUUAAUUUAGUAAUUAACCCUUACGCUGCGGUUGCUGGACCACAAACUAUAAGUACGCCGUAUGGAAACUAUGUGAGGGUUGACUCUCCUAAUGCUUUGUCAUCGUUGUCUUCUUUAUCGAGUCUUAGUACUUAAGCCCGAAGUUUACUGAUGACAUAAACGUCAGAUAAAUAACUUAAAGCUUCUUAAAGUCCAUUUCACGAAAGAAGUCCCGCGGAAAAUUGUAGAACUAUAUAUUUUUGUAUGUAUUUAACCAGCUAUCGCAUAGACACAAGCGCUGCGUCUGCGGGUCCUCUUUCGUGAAAUGGGCUCUACUAUGAAUUUUCACGUUCAAUUGGCAAAGGUAACAGUUGUUUUAAGAAGAAGGACGUUUAUGUUGUCGGUGUAAAUAGGCCUUAGGUAAUUCGUAACUUCUACGACACCGUGUACCACCGCGGAUUAUGUACUUAAUAUUCCUCCGCGCGGACAGGCUUUUUGGGAAAGGUUUGAGCGGCUUUCAUAGAAAUAAUAAAAAACAACGGUGCACUGUGUCGGGUGUGAAUCAUUUCAAGAUGACGCAAUUUUAAUUAGAAGAGAUGAUUUUAAAAUCCUUUAAAAUGUGGCGGUACCUUCAGUAAGAUAUUUCUCAUAAGAAAUGCAUAUUAUUUCUCAUGUAUAAUGCGCAAGGAAUGAUUUGGUAUGGGAAUAAGCAAAGGCGUAACCGUGUUCCCAGUUCCCACUAGUUCUGAUUACCCAUCAAGAAGUAUAAUUAUAUUCAGAUUCAGACCUUUGCUUCUGAGAAAUUCUGCUUCCACCUCCUAUCAAGCUGGAGAUGUAAAGAAUUAGUUUUCCUCAUUUUUUUGUAGUUAUUUAUGCAACUUAGUAGAUUGCUAGCAUUUCCUCAUUUCAAUGAGCAUUUGUUCAGCAAUUUAUUAAGUUUUAUAAAUGGCGUAAAGGAAUUUUAUGUGCACAAAUAUAAUUAAGGUAGUAAGUACAGUUUGCCUCACAAAAUUUUGCAAUUUUGAAGUUAGACAUUCGACUUGACAGACGACGAUCAUAAAAAGGUCGCCGUCGACGCUGGAUUGCAGGUCGCCUCCAA
Messenger RNA from Helicoverpa zea (corn earworm), 1770 nucleotides. RefSeq lists its product as uncharacterized. The record is from RefSeq and is a predicted model, not a curated record. The transcript has 4 exons. Lineage: Eukaryota; Metazoa; Arthropoda; Insecta; Lepidoptera; Noctuidae. Bases 81 to 827 code for a protein of 248 amino acids.